Molecule: messenger RNA, 2183 nt
Organism: Pyrenophora tritici-repentis Pt-1C-BFP
Lineage: Eukaryota; Fungi; Ascomycota; Dothideomycetes; Pleosporales; Pleosporaceae
Product: intramembrane protease 2
Biological process (GO): membrane protein proteolysis
Cellular component (GO): membrane; lumenal side of endoplasmic reticulum membrane; cytoplasmic side of endoplasmic reticulum membrane
Molecular function (GO): aspartic endopeptidase activity, intramembrane cleaving
Source: RefSeq, a predicted model, not a curated record
AUGGCAGACACAGAUCCCGGGCUCUUGGCCCAGGUCCUCGGACGUGUCUUCUACGAGUUCUCUACGGUGCAGCCAAUGCUACCCACGUACAUACACCUGAUCCUUUCCGCCCUCUUCCCCAUCUACACGGGCGCGCACGCCUCGCUCACACGACCUUCGACGGCCGCCAAGCCCAUCAGAAAGAGAAAGAGGGCGACGCAGGAUGAAGAUGAGGACAGUGACGAUGAGGAGGACGAGGACGAGCAGCGCGUCAUGGAAGGCCUGUCGCCUACAGAUGCCAUACUCAUGCCCCUCUUUGCGGGAGGCGCUCUUGCCUCGCUAUAUUUCCUUCUCAAGUGGAUGAAGGACCCUGCGCUACUGAAUAAGAUUCUUAACGCUUACUUUGCCAUCUUUGGCGUCUUUUCGGUAUCGCGACUCGUCACGGACAUGCUUGACAUCGGUCACUCGCUCAUCUUCCCGAACCGCUACGCCCUCGGAGGCGCCCUAUACCAUGUCAAUAGUCAACAAGGCAAGGCAGUACCGGUGGCAGGCAGCACCAAAGACAAGCAGCCUCGUGCAUCUCCUCUACCAGGCUUCUUGGCUGGCAUCCCCUUGUCUGAGCGGACACGGAACUGGCUCUGGGCAGAUCGAGCCAUGCCCGGGAAUAAGUGGACGUUAAAGGUCUACAUGCACCGCAUCUUCGCUGGAAAAUUCAAGGUCGGGCCUCAUGGUAUUGUAGGCGGUCUGAUCGGUCUUGUUACAGUCGCCUACUUUAAUCUGAUAGACAAGCCAUGGUAUCUGACGAACUUGCUGGGCUUUGGCUUCUCAUAUGGCGCUCUGCAGCUCAUGUCGCCCACUACGUUUGCUACCGGCAGUCUCAUACUCAGCGCUCUCUUCUUCUAUGACAUCUACUUUGUCUUUUUCACACCCAUGAUGGUAACCGUAGCCAAAUCGCUCGACGUGCCUAUUAAACUCAUGUUCCCCCGACCUCCGCCAGCCGACGACCCCACCGCGCCUGUCUCUCACGCUAUGCUCGGCCUCGGCGACGUCGUCUUGCCCGGCAUCAUGAUUGGUCUCGCCCUACGCUUCGAUCUAUACCUCUUCUACCUUCGCCAACAGAAACGUAUACCUGCCGUCAAAUCGGGCGAGGCAGACACUAUUGAAAAGCCAAAGUACCAUUCCUUAGCGGGACGAUGGACCGACCACUUUUGGACGCACUCACUUACAGGAAGGCCUCUUUGGGUAGGCGCAAAGGCACAAGGAAGCGAACGCGAAGCUCCCUUUACCUUCCCAAAGACGUACUUCAAAGCUGCCCUAGUAGGCUACGUAUUGGGCUUACUGGCUACACUGGGUGUCAUGAUGGUCUGGAAUCACGCGCAACCAGCACUACUGUACCUAGUUCCAGGCGUACUUGGCAGCCUCUGGCUGACUGCUCUCGUUCGCGGAGAGAUCAGCCUAAUGUGGGACUAUACUGAGGAGAUCGAGGACGAAACCAAAGACGACAAAGUUGGACAAGAGCAGGCGCCAAAUGCAGACGGCAAGUUAUCCGACGACACGAUCAAACGACCUAAGCCUCAGAGGAAUAGCUCAUCUACUACAGACGCUUCUUCCAAGAGUGAAUCAGAAGAUAAGCAGGCAGUAGACGUCAAGCGUAUAGCGGGUAUCAGAUCCGACCGCCAAGUCUUCUCCUUGUCCAUUGAGGCACCUUGGCAGCUGAAGAAGCCACUGUCAGUCCAAACAGAGCGUGAGACAACGGCCAAGGCAACAGCAGAUGGUGAGAAGCAGGACAAGGACGAGCAGCACAACUGGGCGCCGUCAAAGGCUAUUCCCAGUCAAGACAAAGGUGCGGAACCAGCCGGCAAACGUGUAAGACUCAAGUGAUAGACUUACGUAUGCGAUAAUCCUGUCCCAUGGUACGCAUGUGCUCAUCAUCUUUGGGGCCCGUUAUCCGCUUCCGACACGUGGACGCAUGAACGUUCAUUCGGCCUCGCUUCCUCUUCCCCCCGCACAUCUGCUCCUUCAAAGGGACGCGUAUGUGCAUCAUCACGAUGAUGCAUCAUGUCCCCACCCAUCACACCUGUUCUAGUAUGCAUGCAUAGCGACGGCGUUGAACAGGUUACGACGAUUCCAAUAGUUUGCCUUCGUCUAAAAAAACUCCAUAGUGUUGCGAUAAAUGUCACGAGAGGUAGCACUGCCUCAUUCAA